Dryobates pubescens (Downy woodpecker) is the source of this 493-nucleotide messenger RNA. Its product is annotated as histone H2A-IV. Lineage: Eukaryota; Metazoa; Chordata; Aves; Piciformes; Picidae. The transcript has a single exon. Gene Ontology annotation, molecular function: DNA binding; structural constituent of chromatin; protein heterodimerization activity. Bases 9 to 398 code for a protein of 129 amino acids. Gene Ontology annotation, cellular component: nucleosome. The record is from RefSeq and is a predicted model, not a curated record.
UCGCUGCGAUGUCUGGACGCGGGAAGCAAGGCGGGAAGGCUCGGGCCAAGGCCAAGUCGCGCUCCUCACGGGCCGGCCUCCAGUUCCCCGUGGGCCGUGUUCACCGGCUGCUGCGCAAGGGCAACUACGCAGAGCGAGUGGGUGCCGGCGCCCCGGUGUACCUGGCGGCCGUGCUGGAGUACCUGACGGCUGAAAUCCUGGAGCUGGCAGGCAACGCUGCCCGCGACAACAAGAAGACGCGCAUCAUUCCCCGCCACUUGCAGCUGGCCAUCCGCAACGACGAGGAGCUGAACAAGCUGCUGGGCAAGGUGACGAUCGCGCAGGGCGGAGUGCUGCCCAACAUCCAGGCUGUGCUGCUGCCCAAGAAGACCGACAGCCACAAGGCUAAAGCCAAGUGAGCUCAACUAGGAUUGAAUCGGAGGCAGAUCAGACAAAAAAAAAAAACCAAAAAGGCUCUUUUCAGAGCCGCCCACAGUAAUCAAAAAAGGUUGAA